AUGGACGAAAAAAAAAAUGCCGAGCAGAAACAGACUAGAAGGGCAGAGAGGACGAACGAUUAUCCGCUAACAAGAUUUUUUUUUUUUACAAACCGUAUUCUUUGGGUUAGGGGUCCUCCUGUGAUCAUGAUAUGCCUGUUCGCGACCUCAUUCCCGCCAGUCAUUGGAUAUUCCUCCAUUGUCACCAUGUCCGGAUAUGUCUAUGGAUUCGUAUUUGGAUUCAUCAUUGCAUUUUCGUCCGCACUGGCAGGAUCGAUCGCGUGCUUUUAUCUUUGUCGGAAACGGUUCAAGGCACACGUUCGGAAAUUGAUGGCCAAAAACAAGAGUCUCAAAAGUGUUGUCAGGACAGUUGAAAGGAGAGGAUUCAGGUUGCUAGUUUUGAUCCGCUUGGCGCCUUACCCGUAUAAUAUAAUGAACGCCCUUCUAUCCGCAACACACAUUCCUCUGCACACGUUUGCGCUCGCCACCGCGAUAUCGCUCAUCAAGCUGACGCUGCAUGUGUACAUCGGAUCGACACUCUCCUCACUCACAGGGGACGAUGAUCCAGAUGAGCCCAACAAGGGUCACGGCAAGAAAGUGAAAGUCUUCGUCAUGAUCGUUGGCAUCAUCCUGGGCAUCGGUGUCGGCGCCUAUGUCUGGAUGGUAGCCAAGCGCGAGAUCGCG
Molecule: messenger RNA, 663 nt
Organism: Gamsiella multidivaricata
Lineage: Eukaryota; Fungi; Mortierellomycota; Mortierellomycetes; Mortierellales; Mortierellaceae
Product: snare associated Golgi protein-domain-containing protein
Exons: 3
Biological process (GO): vesicle-mediated transport; mitotic spindle elongation
Cellular component (GO): Golgi membrane
Source: RefSeq, a predicted model, not a curated record